This is a messenger RNA of Megalobrama amblycephala (Wuchang bream), 2356 nucleotides long. Its product is annotated as solute carrier family 22 member 7-like. NCBI's taxonomy places the organism in Eukaryota, Metazoa, Chordata, Actinopteri, Cypriniformes, Xenocyprididae. Gene Ontology annotation, molecular function: transmembrane transporter activity. Gene Ontology annotation, cellular component: membrane. The transcript is spliced from 11 exons. The record is from RefSeq and is a predicted model, not a curated record. Bases 124 to 1779 code for a protein of 551 amino acids. Gene Ontology annotation, biological process: transmembrane transport.
UAUCCUCCUGUCUGUGUUUUGACUCUGCUUGUUGAAGCUCUUCACCAUCACGGCACUCUACAAAGAUCAUCCACAUACUUCAAUACUCAAGUUCAAGAAGAGAUUCUGAGAUUCCAGGUGACAAUGAAGUUUGACAACAUUCUGGACGAGGCAGAUGGGUUUGGCCGUUACCAGAUUGCGCUGGUCUUACUGCUGUUCAUACCUCGCAUCACUAUCCCAUGUCACUUCCUGCUGAACAAUUUUAUCGCCGCCAUCCCAUCUCACCACUGUGACAUCAGCUCUCUGGAUGCUGACGGGAUCCUUGGGAAUCUGAGUCGAGAAGAGAAACUUACUGUCAGUGUUCCUACACAGGAAGACGGGACUCCGGCUUCCUGUCACAUGUUCUCCCAUCCUCAAUUCCACCUGCUGAUGAACUCCUCCAGCCCCUCAGAGGUCGCUGUAGUCCAGUGUCAGAAUGGAUGGGAGUAUGACAACAGCACAUUCAUCAGGACUCUCGCCACACAUUUUGAUUUAGUUUGUGACAAGAGGGGACUGGCUAAAGCAUCAGCCACCAUAUUUUUUUUGGGCGUCAUGGCUGGAACUGUGUUCUUUGGAGUGCUCUGUGACAAGUAUGGCCGUAGAAGCAUGCUGCUGGUGUCCUAUGUGUUAUCUAUAGUGUUUAGUGUUGCUAGCGCUUUCUCAAGCAACUACAUCAUGUUUGCUGCCUUCCACUUUCUGACUGGAUUGGCACUGACAGGAAUCACAAACAUAUCAGUUGUGCUCAGUGUUGAGUGGGUGGACACUAAGCAUCGUACAUUUAUGGGCGUGUUCGGCAGUAUUUCCUGGAGUUUAGGCAACAUGCUGCUGGCCGGUGUUGCCUAUCUGGUCACUGAUUGGAGGAUGCUGAUUAUUACCGUCACUUCUCCUCUUCUUCUUGCUACAGCAACCUGGUGGCUGAUUCCUGAAUCAGCGAGAUGGCUAAUAGCCAGUGGAAAGGCAGAAACAGCAUACAAGUAUCUGAAAAAGUGUGCUACUUUUAACAAGAGACAAGAAUUCACAUCAAGAGUCAAGCUAGAGUCUCUGUCCAAUGUAGCAACUAUGGAUCAACAGGAUCACAGUUACACUUACUUAGACCUUGUCAAAACCCCAAAGCUGAGGAGACUCACACUCUUUACCGGAAUAGUGUGGUAUGGAGUUGCUUCUACGUACUACGGCAUCAGCUUAAACAUCACUGGCUUUGGGCUUAAUCUGUACCUGACCCACUUCAUUUACGCAGCCAUAGAGGUGCCGGCAAAAAUCCUCAUCUACUUUACUCUCGACAAGGUCGGCCGUAGAGUCUCUCAGAGCGGGACACUGGUGCUCACUGGAUUUUGCAUACUCAUCAACAUCAUCACACCUACAGAAUACUGGACUUUUCGGACUGUGAUUGCAGUGUUGGGUAAAGGACUUUCAGAAGCUUCGUUCACUACUGUGUUCCUGUACACCACUGAGCUCUAUCCUACUGUCAUGAGGCAGAAUGGGCUUGGCUAUACCAGUUUUAUGGCACGUUUGGGUGCAUCCAUUUGUCCUCUCAUCAUGCUCUUAGAAGACGUGUGGACACUCCUCCCAGAGGUCAUUUUCUGCACGAUAGCCAUCUUUUCUGGUCUCAUCGCUUGGCUUCUCCCUGAAACCAACAACGCAAGAUUGCCAGAAACCAUAGAAGAUAUUGAAGAGACAAGAAAGAAGCCUGUCUAUUUCACAACAGAGGAUCAGAGUAACGUCCCUUUAAAGUUGCCCAUCUCUACAGACACAACGCAUUGAUAUGCAAAUCACUUCAAAAGCACAAAUAGCCAAGCUGCCAUAGUAACAAAGUCUCAGAAGCUGCACUUGACAUCAUAUCCCACCUUUUGUAUAUAACCAGUUAUUAUAUUCACCUAUUGUGCUUUCUAGAAUGAGGGGUUUCAUACAGAGACCGGAACUGAACAGAGAGUUACUGACAGAUUGGGAUGAGAGGUGCUGCAACAAUGUAAAAUAUGUAAAGAAUAAUGUGUUUUUUGAACAUUCAAGAAUGAAAACCUAUUCUAGUAGACCCCCAAAACAAAAUCAAGACUUUGUAAAAGGGCAUAAUGUGACCUUUUUAAGUUCAUUUCCCAGCACACAGCACCAUGGACAGCACCCCCAGCAUUAGUAGGCUAUCUGUGUGACAGACAGCACCCUGGACAGCUCCACAUUUACCUGAGUCAGACUUCUGUUAAUGAGCUGUGGAAGUGGCAACACUCCCCUGUAAUUGACAACUGACACCAAAAACCAAUACAUCACACAUAUUCACAUAUUCAAAAAAAAAAAAAAAAAAUAUAUAUAUAUAUAUAUAUAUAUAUAUAUAUAUAUAUAUAUACAG